GAGGCAGGUCCCACCUGAGAAGCCGGGGGUGGGGUGGGAAUUCCUCCUUUUCUUCAUUCUCUCUGAUUUCAAAAGCAGCCCUCCUUGUGAUCCUUUUUUUGCGUCUCUCGAAACAGCCAUUUAAAGGGAAAAAAUGGUGCCGUUGCUUUGUUUAUAUAUUCAGAUUUGUACAAUUAAUUGAGGCAGGCUGGACGGCCGGGUUCCACCAGGGAAGCGGUCCCUUCCCAGCCCGUUUUCUCCAUUUGCGGGAGCCGCGUUGGGUUCGUUGCAAGGCUGCUGGGGCCUUUGUGUGCUGAAGCCACUUGCGUCACCCUGGCAGAUGAGGGGCUUAGCUGUCUUGGGGGCUGCCUCAGAACGGAGGCCUUCCCCGGCCGUCUCUGCCUGCCGGAUCCUGGAUGUGAAUAAAGGUUUUUUGACGCUCAUUGUUUCCUUGUGUCAAUUUCCUGGCUUCAUGUUUGUUGCUUUCUUUUCAGUAUACUGACGAUCUUUUCUUUGUUUCAUAGCAUUGAACAGAUGGGUUGAUUAUUCUUUUCAGAUAUUAAUAAAGCAGCGGAAAGAAGAGAAAUGAAUAAGCCUCCCUCAAGGUCCAGCCCGUCGCGAAGGGCUUUUCCCGGUCCUUCCGGCAGGGAGCCCAUCCCUUUCGGCGAGAGAGACGCACGGAGGGAUCGCUCUCCCAACCGGGGCAGCCCACGCAGAGAUGGCAGGAAUGGCCGAGAUUCCCGGGACGGACGGGACCUUCGGGCGCGAGAGUUGCGGGGGGGCAGAGAUCACCGAGACCCCAGAGAUUCCCGGGACGUGCGAGAUUCCCGAGAGCCUCUCUACGACCGCUUCAGGGAGGCCAGAGAGCCCCAGUACAGGAGAGAGGAAGGCUAUGACCGCUACGCCCGUAUGGACGACUAUUGCCGCAGGCGGGAAGAGCCCUCUUACGAGCGCUAUGGGGAGCCCCUGGACAGGCCCACCCUGAGCACCGAAGAGCGCAUGAAGAGAGAGGAGAGGCGCCGGGAAGAGCUGUACCGGCAGUUCUUUGAGGACAUCAAGAAGUGCAUCGAUGCCGAGCGGCCGGUGGAUUGCUCCGUCAUUGUGGUCAACAAGCAGACCAAGGAUUACGCCGAGUCGGUGGGGCGUAAGGUGCGUGACCUGGGCAUGAUGGUGGACCUGAUCUUUCUCAACUCGGAGAUGUCCUUGCAGCAAGCCUUGGAUGAUGUGAGCCAGGGGGGCUCUGCCUUCGCCAUCGUCAUCACCCCCCAGCAUCAGGUCCACCACUCCUGCACCGUCAACAUCAUGUUCGGCACUCCCCAAGAGCACCGGAACAUGCCGCAGGCAGACGCCAUGGUGCUGGUGGCCAAGAACUAUGAGCGCUACAAGUCCGAGGUCCGCGAGAAGGAGCGGGAGGAGAUUGCCAGGCGGGCAGCCAAGAUGGCCGACGAGACCAUCCUGCAGGAGCGAGAGCGCCCCCUGCCGGCCGAGGAGGGUCUCCGGGGGGCCCACCCCCCAGCCAUGCAGGCCCUCCUAAACCUGCUGGCGGACAACCGCUACCUGACCGGGGAGGAGACGGACAAGAUCAUCAACUACCUGCGGGAACGCAAAGAACGGCAGCUGCGUGCCACUGCUGAGCCCCUUCCCGCUUCGCUUCCUAGGCAGACGAUGGGAGCCACGUCAGGAUCCCUAGUGCCCGCUUCCCAGGGGCACCAGAGCGUCCAGCCUCUGCCAGCCUCUGCCGCAGCCACCGGGCCCUCCAACCCUCAGCAGGAGCUGCAGGCCAAGAUCCUCAGCCUCUUCAACAGCGGGGCAUCCACUGCUGCGGUGAACGUGGCGACCGGGGGCGGCUCAGGUGUGGGGGUGUCUCCGAAUCCAGGGUUCUCUUCCGGGCCCAGCACGGCCAGCCGCACCCCACAGCUGGGUGUGGCUGGCAUCCCUCAGUCUCAGCAGCGAGCUCCAUCCCAGGCCGCCCAGUUCACCAACCAUCCGGGUUCCUCUAGGGUGGCUGGUCCCCGACCUUCGGCUCCCCCACAGCCGUCCCAGCCCCUUUACCAGAGCCGGCCCCCUGCGCCCAAUAAUGUGGCUGCCUCGCGCCCAGCACCAUCCCUGGGGAUCAACUUCGACAACCCCAGCGUGCAGAAGGCCUUGGACACCCUGAUCCAGAGCGGCCCCGCCCUCUCCCACCUGGUGAGCCAGACGGUGGGCCAGGCCCGGGCAGUGCCCCCAGCCCAGCAGGCUUUGGGCUCCUACCAGCGGCAUUACUGAUGCCUGCUGGGCUUUUGGCUAUCUGCUGCUGAAGGUUCUGGAUGGUGCAUGUCUCUCCCCCUCUCCACCCCGGCCAGAUUAGGGCUGGAGAAGGCAGUGAUCCCCCCCUCGCCUCUGGAAGCCCCCCCCCCAUGGCCUGCUCCUUCCUUUUCAGUUGGGAAGGGGACCAAGAAGGGGUACACCCUCCUGAGCAACAAAGGGGGGUGGGCGGGCGGGCUUAAGGGCCAAUCUGAGUGUGUGGCUGCACAAGAGUUUUUAUGGCUGGCCUGUGACACCCCUCUCCCCCUUUGGUUUAAUGUUGUAAAAUUUGAAGUUAAGUUUUGGGGGACCUCAGAUGCCCCUUUCUUUUAUAGUGGCUCUUGGCAGAGAUCGAUUCCUGGAGCUGCAGCUGUUCUGUUCUUUGAUGGUUCGGUUAUAUAGAGGCCUCCUCUGUCCUGUUAGCAGGAGGACAUAACUUUUUAAUAAAAUUUACAUAAUGUAUAUAUACGCCCAUGUAUAUAUUAAAAAUGGCAGCCGUUUCAGUUA
Molecule: messenger RNA, 2769 nt
Organism: Pantherophis guttatus
Lineage: Eukaryota; Metazoa; Chordata; Lepidosauria; Squamata; Colubridae
Gene: NCOA5
Product: nuclear receptor coactivator 5
Biological process (GO): regulation of signal transduction
Cellular component (GO): nucleoplasm
Source: RefSeq, a predicted model, not a curated record